CGCUGGCAUGUGCGGGUGGUGGUGACGUCUUUUGUGGUGAUGCCCUUCGUCAAGCAAGCAAGCGUGCAAGCAGGUUGGCAGGCAAGCAAGCUUUUCCUCGACCUCGUUCCAGUUCGCAGACUUCCCAUGCCCUCUUCCUAAGCACUGGCUCCCCUUCAAUUGUCUUGUCUCAUUCUCAAUCGUCCCCUAGGCCCAGAUAAUAAAGGGAAGUAAAAAAUGUCCACUCUCAAGGGCCUGUAUGGCAAACGCGACGAUGGCGGGGUCGAAUCCAACUACGGAGUAGACUAUGUCGUCCACCACAAGAUCCCAGCCGCGGAGCGCGAGGCUGCCGAGGCCGCCUUCAUCCAGCUCAUCACCGCUCUCACAAAGGUUGGCCUCGCCACAGAGGUCCGCCACGGUGAUGGCUCAGAUCUCCUCGUUUUUGUCAAGAUUGCAUCACCAGACUACCUAGCGAAACACGUCUACCGUGCCCGUCUGCAGGAUUGGCUCCAAGGCGUGCGCUCAAACAGCCCCAACAAGGACAUCUCGCAGGCGCUCGAGGACGAGCCCGUCACCGAGGCGGAGCGUUCGCGCCUCGUCUACCUAAUCCUCACUAAGCCUACGGACGACGGCGGUGCAGGCAUCACGCCGGGCAAUGGCAGCUGGAAGUACGUGGAGAGCAUCUUUCCCCUGCACAACCACGCCUUCAACAAGGCCUGGAUACAGAAAUGGAGUCGCAAGUAUCUCCUGGACCAAAGCGACCUAGACGAGAUUCGCAACAAGUUUGGCGAGGAUGUGGCCUUUUACUUUGCCUUUACGCAGUCAUACUUCCGCUUCCUCAUCUUCCCCUCCGCGGUGGGCCUCACCGCCUGGCUGUUCUUUGGUCAGUUUUCCAAGGUAUAUGCGCUCCUGAGCUGCCUCUGGUCCGUCGUCUUCUUCGAGUACUGGAAGAAGAAGGAGCUAGAUCUUGCCAUCUCCUGGGGCGUCCGCGGCGUUUCCAACAUUCAGCGUCCUCGACCGGAGUUCGAGUGGGAGUAUGAGAAGGAGGACGCUGUGACGGGCGAAAAGGUCAAGGUCUACGACCCCAUGAAGAGGCUCAAGACGCAGCUGCUUCAAGUCCCUUUUGCACUGGCCUGCGUCACUGUCCUCGGUGGUCUGGUCGUGACCUGCAACUCUCUCGAGGUCUUCAUCAACGAGGUGUACACCGGUCCCGGCAAGCAGUUUCUGCCCUUCCUACCCACUGCCAUUCUGUGCACCAUGACGCCGCUCUUUUCCGGGGUAUUGAUGAAGGCGGCUGAGACUCUCACGACGUGGGAGAACUAUGAGAACGUAGACGCCUACAACGCGGCUCUCGUCCAGAAGCAGUUUGUCCUCAACUUCAUGACCUCCUACAUGGCCCUCCUCUUCACCACUUUUGUGUACAUCCCCUUUGGCCACAUCCUCGUACCCUUCCUCAACUUCUGGCAGGCUACCGCGGAGACCCUGACGUUCUCCGAAAAGCCCCUGCCGACAAAGACAUUUGAGAUCAACCCCGCCCGCAUCAGCAGUCAGAUGUUCUACUUCACCGUCACCGCGCAGAUUGUCAACUUUGCCACCGAGGUCGUGGUGCCCUACGUCAAGCGCCAGGCCGCCGACAAGGCAAAGGAGUUUCAGCAAAAGGACAAGCCCAAGGUGCAGGAUCACCCCGAGGAGGCGGAGUUCUUGCAGCGGGUACGCCACGAAUGUGAGCUCGAAACGUACGAUGUCAGCGGCGACUACCGCGAGAUGGUCAUCCAGUAUGGCUACCUGGCGCUCUUCUCCGUCGCCUGGCCCCUUGCCUCCACCUGUUUCCUCAUCAACAACUGGUUCGAGCUGCGCUCCGACGCCGUCAAGAUCGCCAUCAGCAGCCGACGACCCAUCCCCUGGCGCGCCGACUCUAUUGGCCCCUGGAUGACAGCCUUGGGCUUCCUCAGCUGGCUCGGCAGCGUCACCUCGUCCGCCAUUGUCUUCCUCUGCAGCGGCUCCCAGGAUGGCGCGCGCGGCACCACCUCGCACAUCACCCUUGCCGGCGCCCUGGGCAGCAUCAUGUUCGCGGAGCACUUUUAUUUUGUCGUCCAGCUGGUCGUGCGCCAUGUCAUGUCCAAGCUCGAGUCGCCCGGCGUGCAGCAGGAGCGCAAGGAGCGCUACAUGAUGAAGAAGCGUAUGCUCGAGGAGACGCUGGGGCAGACUGUCGAGGGAAAGGACGCUGUUCCCGGACUUCAAGGUGGUGAGGAGACUACCCGCGAGGCCUUGGAGGAGGAGGCGCGGAAACAGUCGAUACAUGGCCACGGGUCACCCGAGGAAGCGUAUGUUCUGCAUUUGCCUGUCUUUGCUACUGCGAAUACUAAUGGUUCCAGCUUCUGGCAGCGCCAGCGUGGCAUGAACGAGACGAUCACAAUGGGCCGCAGGAUGAUUGAGCAGUCGGUUGAGGAGAAGAGCAAGUCCCAGAAGCCAGCUCCCAGUCCCCAGGCCCAGAAGGAACUGUGAACCAAAUGAAUAGGCCUCUGACAGAUGGAGCAAGGAACUUGACUGCGAGUUGUCGGCAGCUAUUGGCAGCUGUGAAAGAGAAGAGGUGUGAGAUGGAAUAUCUUGACCUAGUGUCAUACUAGGUACGAAACUCAAAAGAAUGCAAUCACAAUUUAUCCUAUAUGCAUCU
This is a messenger RNA of Emericellopsis atlantica, 2653 nucleotides long. Its product is annotated as calcium-activated chloride channel-domain-containing protein. The record is from RefSeq and is a predicted model, not a curated record. The transcript has 4 exons. Bases 217 to 2484 code for a protein of 755 amino acids. Lineage: Eukaryota; Fungi; Ascomycota; Sordariomycetes; Hypocreales; Bionectriaceae. Gene Ontology annotation, biological process: chloride transmembrane transport. Gene Ontology annotation, molecular function: chloride channel activity. Gene Ontology annotation, cellular component: cortical endoplasmic reticulum.